Messenger RNA from Sitodiplosis mosellana (orange wheat blossom midge), 4117 nucleotides. It is a transcript of the gene cta, whose product is annotated as guanine nucleotide-binding protein subunit alpha homolog. The record is from RefSeq and is a predicted model, not a curated record. Bases 1796 to 3163 code for a protein of 455 amino acids. Gene Ontology annotation, molecular function: GTPase activity; G-protein beta/gamma-subunit complex binding; guanyl nucleotide binding. Lineage: Eukaryota; Metazoa; Arthropoda; Insecta; Diptera; Cecidomyiidae. Gene Ontology annotation, cellular component: brush border membrane; heterotrimeric G-protein complex. Gene Ontology annotation, biological process: adenylate cyclase-modulating G protein-coupled receptor signaling pathway; Rho protein signal transduction. The transcript has 6 exons.
CGUAUACUACCACACCAGUGGUGGCUGUAUAGUUAACUCAAUUUUCUUAAUUAAAUCGGCGCCGCUGAAUGUGGUAAUUCAUAUUAAACAUGAUUCAUAGGCGUUAGUUACGCAUUUAACAGUGCAUCAAUUUCGCACGUACAUUAAGCACAGGAAUUACAGUCAGAUUUGACGACGAAAUUGUUUUUGAAAGAAUAGUAAUGCGUCGACGACGACGUGUGUCUAGAUAAACAAAAUAAACGGACAGAUUAAAUCGUUGCAUAUGACAUUUUAAUAAAAAAUCAAUUUAAAAUCGCAGCAAAUGAACACAAAAGCCAUUGUUGAAUGCGGAAGUCGGCAAAAAAUUGAUUCAAUCCAAAUAAAGUAAAAGGCUACAGUUGUUUUUUUUUCUUCAUUUCGUUUGACAUUAAAACAUUCAAUAUUUGCUUUGAUGUAAGCACAAUUGUACACACGAUACACAGUAAAUGUGUGUGAUAAUAAGAAACGGUGACAAGCCAUAGGUCGCUGCAAUUUAUUGCCAACUUGAAAACGUCCGAUGAUUUGAAAUCGGUGUGUCUAGAUCACCACCAAAUGGGAUCGAAUCGAGGUGGUUUCGAUCUUCCAGAACGAAAUUCGAAUUGAAUACCGAAUACACGUACAUUGAAGCAGGCAGGCGUUUUCGAAACUAUCGUAGUAGAUUGGAUUGGAAUGUCAAACAAAACGCAUGCACUAACACAACCGCACAAUAGGCGAAACAUCAUUCGAAUAGGUGUGUGAUGUGCAUUUCACAUAACACAAGAUGUAAAUACAGAGCGUAAAUUAAACAGAGAAUGUGAUCGAAUGGAAAAGAGAGACAGGGAGAGACGGAGAGCGAGAGAGCGAGAAUAAGAAGAGAAGAAAAAAAAAUAAUACGAAUACACCUAAGCAAUUACAACAGAGCAUUCACUUCAGAGCAUACGAAUGAUUUUGACGGGAGUGGAAUUUUUGUUUUUCGCUCCGAAUUAAUUCCGUAGAAUUAUAGAGAACAAUAAAGGCGACUACAUCAAUCAUCGUUCGGUAAAUCACAAUCAUUUCUGCCCAUUUUCGUUUUUUUAUUUGCCAGUGCCAAAUGGGAAAGCCGCAGGUUUGAGCAGAAAUUUGUACAGGAAGAAGAGAAAAAAGCAGUGUGUGAUUUUUGUGCACUAACAAAUAGUGUAUGUGUGUUUUUUUAUAGCAAUAUUUUACGAGCAUAAAUUAAAUUAUUUACUCUCGGGUGUUUUCUAUCGUUCGUUUUUAUGUGUGUCUCUUUCGCCCGUGUCAGCAGCGAGCGGCAGCAAUGUGAUCGAAUCAACGAAAAAUUAAAAUAAAAUGAUUAUUUCUCUCGCACAAAUUCCAAACGCAAUAACACACUUUGGCCCAUUGAUUGCACAAUAAUAAGUUGAUGUCAUUGAUAGCGCAUUGAUUUCGAGUGAGAACAGUGUGAAUCAAUCAUUUUUGGUGAUCAUAACGUAAACGAAAAUAAGAAAGUCGAUUUCGGAUCGGUGCGUACAUGAAAAGGGCAGCAACAUUGUUUAUAUAGACAGAAAGACGACAAAAAAAAAAAAACGAUAGAUGUGAAUGCUCGCAAAUUGUCAAUGUGACAACAACAAUUGUUAAUCAUAUCAUUCGAACUGAGAGAGUAAGAGAUAAUGUAGUGUUUAUUUGGUCCGGAUUUCUUUGGAGUUUUUUCAAACUAUAACGCUGUUUGGUGAUUUUGCCAUUGUACACCAGUUGGAAUUUGGGAAGUGAAAGAGUUGAUUUGUGCAUUUGUGUCUACGGCCUACAAACGAUUGUAUUUAUGUUGAAUUGUGGCAAGAGAAAGAAUCGAAAUAAAAGUGACAUAUUGAAUGUUGCAAAGAUGGCGGAAGCCAUUGACGACGAUGUUAACAAUAGCAACAAUAAGUCCAAUAUCGCUGCCGCUGCUGCUGCUGUUGCUGUUGCACAAGUCGCAAGCAAUAGCGGUAAUGGUGAUAUGAGUUUCGUGACCAACAAUCACAAUAUCAAUUGCAAUUCGAACAGCAAUCAAAGUGGCAGACGAUCGAUACUACGAUUCUCAUGCUCGCGAUGCUGUAAUGACAUUUUUAACUAUUUGAUGCGGUUUCGCGCUAGUCCGGAGGAGUUGGAGCAACGAUACAAAUCACGGGAAAUCGACAAAUUUUUGGAAAAAGAUAAACAUACAUUCCGACGACAGGUGAAAUUGCUCUUACUCGGCGCGGGCGAAUCUGGGAAAUCCACAUUUUUGAAACAAAUGCGAAUCAUUCAUGGCAUCAAAUUUGAGCCAGAAUUAAUGCGAGAGUAUCAACAUGUAAUAUAUCAAAAUAUUGUGAGAGGAAUGCAGGUAUUAGUCGAUGCCCGUGAAAAAUUAGACAUUGCAUGGGAGAAUCACACCUCUGAAAUGGCUGCGGAGCGAGUGCGUAAAUUUCUUCAUGGAACCGAACUUGAUGCCGAAUUUUUCGAUGACUAUGCGCCAACUGUACAGAUUUUGUGGCAAGAACGGGCUAUUCGAAGGGCAUAUGAUCGCAGAAGAGAAUUCCAAAUCAGUGAUUCAGUUAGUUAUUUUUUCGAUGAGAUCGAUCGAAUAGCAAAACCAAAUUAUAUUCCGUCCCAAAAGGAUAUAUUGCAUUGUCGGAAGGCAACGAAAGGUGUUUACGAGUUUACAAUAAAGAUCAAGGACAUUCCCUUUGUGUUUGUGGAUGUAGGAGGGCAGCGAACUCAACGGCAAAAGUGGACGACAUGCUUUAGUUCAGUGACAUCGAUUCUAUUUCUUGUGUCAACAUCGGAAUUUGAUCAAGUUUUAGCCGAAGAUCGGAAAACGAAUCGUCUGGAAGAGUCGAAAAAUAUUUUCGACACCAUUGUAAAUAAUACAACGUUCAAAGGAAUUUCAACGAUAUUAUUUUUAAACAAAACCGAUUUGUUAGCGCUUAAAGUACGAAAUCCAGAGACUGAUAUACGCUGGUAUUAUCCACAAUUUACAGGCAACCCGCAUUCGAUACUAGACGUUCAGAAUUUUAUACUACAGAUGUUUAUGAAUACCCGACGAAAUACUCACACAGCCAUUUAUCAUCACUUUACGAAUGCGGUCGAUACGCAAAACAUUCAAGUGGUUUUUAAUUCGGUGAAAGACACUAUUCUGAAGCGAAACCUAUCGGCACUGAUGCUACAGUAGAGCACCUAAUCCGGAACAACAGAACAACAACAACAUAAAAACGAAAACAAAAUCAAUAGCUGCGCUUCAGUUGUUAAAUUGUCUUUGACUCUACAUCGGUUUACGAUUACGAGCGCCAGUGACGCAAUAUAUCGAACUCCUAACUAUUUUAUCCUUGUUUGAUAGUAGUUUUUUGUCAUAUCCACACACACACACACAAACAAGUAGAUAUAUCCAGAAACGAAACGAACACAACAACAAAUUAAAAACUAAAACUAAAACGCAGGCAGCAAAUCAUUAUUGUACAAUCCCACUCUGAAAUGCACAAUCCAAUCAUUUUGUUACUUUUACGAAUGGAAAACGCAUUUAUCUUCUCCGUGCAAGUAAUGAAAAAAAAAAAACAAAUUUACCCGCGCAGUAUCACACCAUCUACCGUUUUAAAAGCAUAUUGUCUAUUUUUAUACAGAUAUUUUUGUUAUGAUAUUUUUUUAAGUUGAAAGAAGUGAGAGGAGGAAAGAAAGAAAAAAAAGUGUAGCCAAAAAAUGAUGUUUGAUUCUGUGGAUGAGAACACACCAUUUAUUUCAACAAUAUGGAAUAAUUGGACUCGAAAUAUAAGAGGAUUCCUUGGGUUUUUUUACGACGUUUUUUUUUAAUUAUAAAUUGUAAAUUCAGAGUCAGAACCAACAUAUUAGCUUUAAGAGCCUCCCCCUGUAAUUCGGCCUGAAUUUAAGGAACCAAACAUUUCCGUGUUUAACUGUAUAUUCAAUAUUCAUACAGCAUUUUGAUAUUUGAAUUUAUUCAGAACAUGUAGGAAGGAAAACACACGAAAAAAGAAAACAAUCAAAACAUAAAUGCAAAUCUCGAAUUUCGCUCGAACAGUAUUUAGACACUAAGAUCUAAAAGAAACCGAAAAGCAAUUUAUAUGAUUAUUGUAUAAUAUAUCGCACUCAUUAAACGAUAUUAAAUGAAAGGUUA